GGUAAAAUAUUGGGAUCCUGAUAACGAAAAGGACGAUGUAACCAUUGAGGGUCAGAACGCUCUUGUAGUAUCAAGAUUGACGAUGGAAAAUAGUGCUCUGAUCGAUCUGGGACCUAACGUUCGAGAUAAACCGAUUAGAAGCAUAAUUAUAA
Molecule: messenger RNA, 152 nt
Organism: Racocetra fulgida
Lineage: Eukaryota; Fungi; Glomeromycota; Glomeromycetes; Diversisporales; Gigasporaceae
Source: the annotation of a GenBank genome assembly